Messenger RNA from Vigna radiata var. radiata (mung bean), 593 nucleotides. RefSeq names its product albumin-1. Bases 61 to 444 code for a protein of 127 amino acids. The transcript is spliced from 2 exons. Lineage: Eukaryota; Viridiplantae; Streptophyta; Magnoliopsida; Fabales; Fabaceae. The record is from RefSeq and is a predicted model, not a curated record. Gene Ontology annotation, molecular function: nutrient reservoir activity.
UGCAUGAAGAGACUAUAACACAUCACGAAACUCAUAAGAAAAAAUCUGCAAAACUAAAGAAUGGCUUAUGCUAGGCUUGCUCCUUUGGCUCUCUACUUGCUCGCCACUUCCAUAAUGUUUCCGAUGAAGAAGAUAGAAGCAGUAGACUGUUCAGGUGUUUGUUCACCGUUUGAGAUGCCACCGUGCGGGUCAACUGAUUGUCGCUGCAUCCCUAUUGGACUAGUUAUUGGUUACUGCACUUAUCCAAGCGGACUUUCAUCUGUGGCGAAGAUGAUAGACGAACAUCCGAACCUAUGUCAAUCUGAUGAUGAAUGCAUGAAGAAAGGAAGUGGCAACUUCUGUGCUCGUUAUCCCAAUAACUACAUCGAUUAUGGUUGGUGCUUUGACUCUGAUUCUGAAGCUCUUAAAGGAUUCUUGGCCAUGCCUGCAGCAAUCACCAAGUAAUACGUGUAUGCCUGUGAAAAAAGUGGUCAUGAAUGAUGCAUUUUAUGGUGCAUCUACGGCUGUAAAUAAAAGGAGUGUUCACCAACUUAUAUAGUUGGUUACUGUAGACUCCUGUCACUUGAGUUAAUAAACAAGAGCGUUCUGAGUAA